AUGGUAAAGUCAAACACAAAAGCAGACUCAGUGGAGUACAAUCAUGCUCCAAUAUCUUUAUUUCCGACCCCUUUCCCUUCAGUUCACUACCUAGGUGCACAAAAUUUACAAAGUCAUUUGGGAGUGAUGAUAAAUGAUUUAGUCCGUAAACCAGAUUAAAUUCAUGAUAUCUUGCAGUAUUUCAAGCUGCACGAUGAACUCAUGCAAAAGAUGCUCAAAGUAAGUGAGGCAUAUUAAAAGAAAGAACUUAGAUAAGAGACGCAUGCAUGCAUAUUAAGAUCAGACUAUAUGAUCGACAGUGUUACUGAUUCCCUUAAGCUAGUGGAGUAUAACACAGUAGCAUCAUCUUUUGGUUGUUUGUGUCAAAAAGUAACAGAGGUUUAGAAUCUAGUUAGGAAUAAAUAUGCUGAUAGUUUAAGUUUUAACUACACUCCAGAUCAAAUUAAAGAUGAUGGUUUGGGUAAAAGCUACAUUAAAGAUCUUGCUUCUACAUUUAAAGAUGCUGUUUAAAGAUAUCAUGAAGACAUGACUAGAAGAUUCCCAGAUCUCUAUGAGGAUAGAAAAUUAGAGAGUCAUUGGGUUUUAUUUGUGAUUGAUAAGGAGGAGAGAAAUAUCUGUGACCAGAAAUGGAUUGAGUAUUAACUAUAUCAUGAUCAUGGAAUUAAGUCAAUGAGAAUGACAUUUACUCAGAUAGGCAAUCUUGCAAAAGUUGAUGAAAAUACAAAUGCUCUCAGCAUAAAUGAUCAUGAGAUUGCUUUUGUUUACUACAGAACUGGAUACUAACUAGAGUAAUACGAAAAUGAGAAAGAUUGGCAAACUAGAGAAAUGCUUGAGACUACUAUGCCCAUUAAAUGUCCAAGUAUAGAUGUUCAUUUGACCACAUUUAAGAAGUUUCAACAAGCCUUCGGUGAUGAGAGACUUUUGAAGGAAGUCAUGAAUCAUCAUUUAUAGGAUGCAGACAUAAUUAAGCAAAUAUUUAAAGGAAUCUGGACUCUUGAGGAUAUUGAAAAGCCAGAGUCAGAAGUUUAAGAAAUCAUUAGAAAGGCACUUGAUAAUCCACAUGAUUAUGUAAUAAAGCCAUAGAAAGAAGGAGGUGGCAAUAAUUUCUAUGAUGAUUAAGUGAAGGAACUUCUUGAGCAGAAUGAUAAAGAAUAUCUAAAGUAAUUCCUUAUAAUGGAGAGAAUUAAUCCUCCAGAGAUCAAGGCAUUCAUGCUUAGAAAUGGAAAACUAAUUGAAGGACAAACUUUAUCAGAAUUCGGAGUCUUUUCAAGCAUUUUUAUAAGUACUUAACACAAAGAUUAGCAUGAUGUAGUCAGUCAAAAGAUUAUUGGUAGACUUUUAAGAACUAAAGGCAAAGAUAGCAAUGAAGGAGGUGUUAAUGCAGGCUUCGCAGUAAUAGAUUCUCCACUCAUUGUAGAUAUAGAUGAUAUUAAAAAUUCAGCUAUCAAACCACUAGUAUCAUCUAUCUGA
Messenger RNA from Stylonychia lemnae, 1470 nucleotides. The record is from the annotation of a GenBank genome assembly. Lineage: Eukaryota; Ciliophora; Spirotrichea; Sporadotrichida; Oxytrichidae.